AUGGCCCCCGUGUCGCCAGCCAAGGACGCGAGCAAGCCCAAGAAGAAGGCGACGACCAUCUCCAAGUCGAUCGCGCGCGGCCUCGACACGACGUCCGAGCCGCGCACGUGGGUGCAGACGCUGCACGAGGCGAUCGAGGACAUCUCGAGCUUUCUCGGACCAGGGAUGCAAAGGGAGCUCCACGUGCUCAUGCGUGGCAGCGACAAGGAGGUCUUUCCACAAGGAUGA
Molecule: messenger RNA, 228 nt
Organism: Saprolegnia parasitica CBS 223.65
Lineage: Eukaryota; Oomycota; Saprolegniomycetes; Saprolegniales; Saprolegniaceae
Exons: 3
Coding region: 1-228 (75 amino acids)
Source: RefSeq, a predicted model, not a curated record